AUGCUCCGUUCACCCUCCCCCACCGGCGGCCCUGAGCUCGCACCAAACGUCUCCAACCUCUCCGCACUGGAGAACCCUAGCCGCUUGCCACCGGCGGCUGAAGGACCACUGCCGAGCCCCGAACAACCACCGGCCGACUCCGACAUCCUUCCUCAAACGAAUCCCGCGGCCUCCUCCCGUCGCAGUACGAACCCUAGCCGCGGCUCAGCGAUGGAGGCUGUGAUGGAGUGUCACGGCUUCGCUCUCUUUCCUUGCUCUGGUCGGUGUUCAGCUCGCGCGGGAUGCUCCCCAUGGAGAAAUUUGUCCGUUGAAGCUGUUGAAAGUGCACCUCAGCAUACAUCUUCAUCCUACUCCUGCUGCCGUUUACACACCACAUUCGGAAAAUCGAGCUGGAAUAUCGUGCUCAACUCGUUGUACUACCCUGUACCGAUUGGGCUGGCCCUCUACUCGGAGGAUGGCUGGGAACUGGUCAUGGUCAACCUCAUUUUCCUCCACAUUAUGGCUUUAGUUAAUUCGGCUGUGAUAUCUAUCAAACAUUUCGACAUGGCUAAUAUCGGUCUCACAGUUGUCCUGAACCCGUUGCUAUUUGUCGCCGACAAGCACGAAAAGUCAGGGAUGGCCUUGCGAUUGAUAAAUGCAUAUUACUUCUUUUAUUCAAAGCAAUGGGUCGAGUUUGUUCGGGAUUUUGUGGCCAAACUGAAGGUGCCCGAGUUUCCUGAGGUUGUGUGGCGGGUCAGGGAUGUCUUGGCUGAUGUCUGGGGCAGGAUGCCGAACUUUUUCCAUGGUGGGUGGCGUGUCUCGAGGGACUACUUGCGUCCCGCGUAUCGAGAAUCAGUAGCCCGGCACAAGAAAAGGUUCCGGAGGUCAGGCCCCGAGCAAGCAGCUGAGUUGACAGAUGUUUGUCGGCCCAAG
Striga asiatica is the source of this 912-nucleotide messenger RNA. The record is from the annotation of a GenBank genome assembly. NCBI's taxonomy places the organism in Eukaryota, Viridiplantae, Streptophyta, Magnoliopsida, Lamiales, Orobanchaceae.